This is a messenger RNA of Giardia duodenalis, 1110 nucleotides long. RefSeq lists its product as uncharacterized. The record is from RefSeq and is a predicted model, not a curated record. The coding region runs from base 1 to 1110 and encodes 369 amino acids. The transcript has a single exon. NCBI's taxonomy places the organism in Eukaryota, Fornicata, Diplomonadida, Hexamitidae.
AUGAGUGAACUGGAUUCUAACCCCGUUGCAUCUGAAGUAACCCAAAGCUCCUUAGCCCCUGCAGAGGAACAGAGUCACUCGGAGGCUGCUGGUGAGACGUGCGAGCCUCAGUCUACUGACCCACAGUCAGAGCACGAGCAGUCAGCAGAGCCUCAGCCCGACGACGAGGCUCAGGGCCCUGAGACCGUUGCAGAGAGCGGCGAGCCACCAGAAGCUGCUAGUGGUUCUGGAAGCAUCUCUGGCGCAAUUGAUGAUGUAACAGAAGCCAUGGAAGAAGAACAGGCCAGUAAGCUUCAGCCGCAAAUGCAACUGACGAAGGAUGAGAUAGCAUACGGACUGAGCUACUUCUCCCACCAGCACGGUUAUACAAAUCAGUUCAAUGUAGUAACCCCAGACCUUUUCCAGAAGCGUAUGCAGCCCAUCUGCGAGCUGUCUCUCCAUGGGUGCGAACACUUGCUCCGGGCACCCUUCACUGGUAGCAUUAAUGGCAGGGCCGUGGGAGGACAGACGCGGGGGGACCAGGGAGGUGCAGGGGCUCUGGGCAAACGGACUUGUUUGACACCCGCGCAAGUCAGCGAGAUCAUGAGCUACCGUGUCGGGCCCUCAGACGACAAAGACUUUGCUCUGGAGUCCUUCAAGAUGCUGGGCGCAGCUUCCAUUAAGGAUACUGUGCCAAUAGAAAAAGUGGCCGAUUUACUUAUAUCUGCUUACCGCGACAUCGAGACCCAGCUAGAAGAGGCCAAGGACUUUCAAAGCAUUUGUGAAUACUUGACAGACAAGAACACACAGCUUGAGAGAAUUAAAGCCAAGACAGAAGGGCGAGAGGUAAAGAAAGUUGUGAGCAAUGUACGGACAGCUCCAGACCCUACUCGCCCCAGAACACCGCCGCGACUCCGGACCCCUAGCGGCCUGAGCAGGAAAGCAGUUGUCGACCCUCGAUGUCAGUACGCGAUCCCUCUUCGCGAAGAUAUACUCUAUGUCCUCAGGAAGUGUUGCAUCGGGGAGGACAGUGAUAAGAUGGACUAUCUCUCUUGGAGGGAAAUAUUCACGACGCUCCUUUCAAUGAAGUUUGUUGACUAUCGAGAAGAGAUCACCCAGAUGUCGCAUUAG